GAGGAGGCGCUGGGCAUAUCUUUCAUUCAUGGCUAUCCACUCAGUCAUUUACGUGUAACGCGGCGACGAGAGAAGGAGUUCUAAGACUAAGGGAGGAUGAGCGUUUAGCAGUGGUUACUAACAAACUGUCAUGGUGUAAGUGGAGAAAGGCAAUUCGUUGGGAGUGUCGCUGCAUGUGGGAGUCUGGGUGUUUGUGUCUGCGAGAACUAUCGAGCGGGGUAUACGAAUCUUUUAGUUUUGUUUACAUAAUAUUUCUAAUAUUACUACCGCGCCGUGGGAUAUAUAGCUCUGAUAUCACCACCUGCUUUUUAAUGGUAUGGUCGUGGUUUCGCUGGUUUAAGUCAAGUAUUUUCGUGGAUACUAUUUCACCCGAACCCAUGCCUGCGUCUGGAGAGGUCGAGGUUUUGCGACCUACGAGCUUCGCCCAUCAAACGUUACCAGACCGACGGAAAAUCGAGCUGAAGUUAGACUUCUCGUCGUUGGGGUCCCCCCAAGGGGUGGCACCUGAAGACUGUUACCACAUUCGGAAGAAGUGCAAACUGGACUCGAUGUCAGUGGCCAGCGCUUUUUCGAGCAGCAAGAAAUCGUGCUUGACAGCGAGGACUAUGUCCCCUCAUGAACUGGCGUCGAAACUGUCGAAAUCCAAGCCCGUGUUGGUGCUGGACUGUCGCCCCUUCCUGGCGUACAACCGGCACCACAUCCAGGGCGCCGUCAACGUCAGCUGUGCCGACAAGAUCAGCAGAAAACGGCUGGAGCAAGGCAAGUUGAACAUUGCCGACUUCAUAUCGUCGACGGAGGCGAAAGACGUUCUAAAGAAACGCACCCAAAUUGUGAUAUAUGACGAACACACGACAGACUUGAAGGAGGUGGCACUGGACAACGGGUUGAACUUUGUUCUGUCUGUACUACUCAGGGAAGGGAAGGAAGCAUUCGUUUUAAAAGGGGGCCUGAAAGACUUCUCCCACAAGCACAAUGACCUGUGCAUGAGUUCCCUGAAGGACCUCUCGAACAAGCACAAUGACCUGUGCAUGACUUCCAUGCGAUGUCCGGGCUUCAGUCGGCCCCUGUACAGCCCCACGGGCCAACCCAUCCACGAGCCGGACGCCGAGAUAGAACAAGCCAUUACCUCACAGAUACUACCUUUCUUAUACCUGGGUAACGAAAGGGACGCAGCAAGUUUAGAUUGUUUGAUGAACAACAAAAUAAAUUAUAUUCUCAACGUCACAUCACACGUGCCUCUUCAUUUUGAGAAAAAUGGGAUCAAAUACAAACGACUACCGGCCAAUGAUAGCUGCCAGCAAAAUCUCAAACAGUACUUCGAGGAAGCCAUAGAGUUCAUUGACGACUGUCAUCAAAAUGGCGGGAAAAUCCUCAUUCACUGCCACGCAGGAGUCUCGCGUUCUGCCACCAUCACCAUCGCUUAUAUCCUCAAACACACGAAGAUGACAAUGACAGACGCUUACAAAUACGUAAAAGGCAAACGUGCCAUCAUAUCACCUAACUUUAACUUCAUGGGACAGCUAAUGGAAUUCGAACGAGAUUUGAACAAGGGGGAGACGCCGAGAAUUUUGAAUCCAAGAUUGCAAGGUGUUGAAAGUACAGUUUGAACUGAAAAAAAAACAUCUUUCAAGUGAUACGGAUACUGCUGUUGUCCAGCACAGCAUAGAUCACUGACAGUGCUUGUGUCUUUACCGGGUGACGACUGCAAUAAGAAGAUGAUAAAGCAUUAUAAUAAUUUCACGGGAGAUCUUAGAAGACUGAUGUGAGCCAAAACAGUUUUAAUACACGGAAGAACUCAUUACAGACUAAACUUGUGUUCGAAUCUCCGCAUAUUGCGAUGUAUACAAUCGGCAAUGUGGAGUCAUCAUUUGAAAAUCAUCAAACUUUACAUCUAAACGGUUUGGAGGAUCAAAACAAACACAUUCCUACAGGGCAAAUUAUUGUUUUGAUAUUUGUACAAUAGAUAUCACGUUUUGUGCCUUUGUUACCUAGCAGAUCUCAUACCAGCAGACAGCCCAUCACGUCACAGGUGUCUUAUGGCCUAUGGUUAAUGUACCUUGGACUUAACAACAUGUCUGUUGGUUACAUCGCGUAUGUUACAUCAUCACUUGACACUUCAUCGCAGUGGUUUUGUACGCGGCACGCGGCACACAGACUGCUAACAGACCGAGUCUCAUCAAUCACUGUUUUAUCAAGUCAUCUCACUUUAAUCCGUUGAUAUGAAUGGACUUCAGGGAAUGUGCAAAUAAAAAAAGACAAAUUGACCAAAUGUUUUUAAACAGGGCAAGAUAUGUGUUUAUACAUGUAGAGCGUGAAUGGACGCGUGAAUGAACGCGUGAAUGAACGCGUGAAUACUUACUGUAGCAGUGUUGUUUCUCAUACAUCAUAGCCGUUUACCAUAUGGUUGGUUUGGAAGGCUGAUUCUUGACGAGCGUGUGUGUGUGUGUGUGAGAGAGAGAGAGAGAGAGAGAGAGAGAAAGCGGCUGACUCAUUUUAAUGAUAUCUCAUACAUGCUGCCAGAACAGGCCAGCGAGGACUUGCUCGCAUGGCUACCUCGUCGUAAAGAUACACUCAUCCAUCCGCCAUCCUUCAUGACAUCACCUAACAUGGCCGCCUUGUAUACUAGUAUGUGUGACGCCAUUCCAUCACCAAAGAUAGUGAGAGUGAAAGAGAGAGAAAAAGAGUGAGAGAAAGAAAGUGACAAACAGUUAAAAAGUUAUCAAAUGCAAAUUAAAAUAAUUUCUACCUCGCCUGUUGUGAAAGAGAUGAAUGCUUUGUGAUUUUCAGCGUGUUUUUAUGUACACUCACAGUCUGUUUGACUGGGACUCUGUAUUUUCUAUGUUGUUUGUGUACAUUUUAUAGAUAGUUGUAAACAUGCCUACGAUAACGGCUACAUUGUCACCUCACCUCACCAACAAUGCCUUAUGAGAGACUGACGGUGUGCACAAAUUGCAUCUUGGCAGCUUUUGUACAAGUACGAACAUUGCAAUACGUCUAACUGCAAUCUAUCUAGUCAUAGCCAGAGGCACAUUUAGAGAAGCGUGAUUUAGAGAAAACGCCACCCCUUUUUCCAAAACAUUCGCGUAUACCAAUAUAAUUCUGCUUAUUUAUCGCCGCGUCUUUGUCGGCUAUCAGUAAUUUAGCCCUUCCCAAAAUGAAAAGCAUGUACGCUGAUUCAGCCAGUUGAUAUUUAUAUAAAACAUUUUUAAUGAGUAACGUUUUUAAAAUUCUAAAAUAAACAUGCUAUUUGAUUUUAAUAUACAAACUGUUAUCCCUUUGAACAUUAUGUUAAAUUCCGUAUUAGAAACAUUACAUCGUAUUCAAUGUUACGAUUUGCACAAAGCUUGAAACGUGGUUUGAGUUAAGAACUAUGCAGUGCCACUAUUUUAUGAAAGCCCGGAUGGUGAAACAUGACUUGUAUAUACUUACCUAAAUUAUUUCAGUAUUUAUUUAUAAUUUAUUUUGUACUACAAAUAUAUAUGUAUCAUUCCUAUUCACAUAGUAAUGAAAGCAAUAACUGAAUGAAUGUUGAUAGACCCACCACCUCUUGGUUAACCCACGACAAUUCAUUGUAUCGAAUUGGCGUCAGUUAUCUUUAGAAUUUCGAAAGAACGAUAUAAGUAGCUUAAAAUAAUGUUAAAAAUGUACCACGCGGGAUAUUAAACUUGUAGUAAUAAUAUUUUGCUGGCACCCAGACUCUUGAUGUGAGUACUACAUGCCAAGCUAUUUUAUAAAAUAUUGGGUGCGUAAGACAAGGGGCCACUAUUUCGCCUACUGUUUUUACUAAAUGUGUAAAACAUUAUUUUAUUUUUUUUAUUUUUUAAAAUUGUUUUAUAAAAUGAUACAAGUUAAACGCUUGGUGUACAUAUUCAGGUAGCAAGGUUUUCCGGAGGCGUGGUCUAUCAUUUUAUGUAAGUACCAAAUAAUCGUACGUUGUUACCGAACAGAGUGUUCAUGUAGUGCAAUAUCUUCUGUCGGGUGUCAGGUCAAAGUUUUGUUUUGAACAGUACCAUGUUUUGUCGGAUGCUAGGGAGAUUACAAUGCAUGUCUGCGUUGUUUAGUCUGCCUUGCAGAUCGAAGUUUUGUAAGUGUGUAUAUUUGAAUGUGUAUAUGACAGAAAACGGCCAAAUGAGUUUACAUUUUAAACAAAAUGUGAAAUAAAAUGGUUAAAUUUGAA
Messenger RNA from Gigantopelta aegis, 4177 nucleotides. RefSeq names its product dual specificity protein phosphatase 10-like. Gene Ontology annotation, molecular function: protein tyrosine/threonine phosphatase activity; MAP kinase tyrosine/serine/threonine phosphatase activity. Gene Ontology annotation, biological process: protein dephosphorylation; negative regulation of MAPK cascade. Lineage: Eukaryota; Metazoa; Mollusca; Gastropoda; Neomphalida; Peltospiridae. The record is from RefSeq and is a predicted model, not a curated record. Gene Ontology annotation, cellular component: cytoplasm; cytosol. The coding region runs from base 174 to 1607 and encodes 477 amino acids. The transcript has 4 exons.